AGUCAACCUGGUGGACAACGUGUGUGGUGGCUGCUUUGAAAAUUCUGAUAGAAAUUCAACUAACUUUAAAAUGGGCAAAGAACGGGGCAGGGGACGCAGAAACCAUCAGUCUAGGCCUUAUAAUAAGAGCAAUUGGCGUGGCCAGAAGAAGGACCGUCCGCAGCAUAAUGGAGGCCCACGCAACAGAUCAGCGCCGCAGCAAAAAUCCACACUGCUCGAGAACCAGGUGGGCAUCACAGAGUUCACAAAUGCAGAUGCUCCCGGAUUUACGGGCAUUUUGAAGUCACGCUUCUCCGACUUCCAUGUCAACGAAAUUGACACCGAGGGACACGUGCUGGAGUUGAAUGAUUCGACCGUGCCCAAGGCAGCCGUGGAGGUUGUGGACCCUGAGAAGUUGGUGGAGUGGCGCAAAGAGCUGGAGGAGGUGAUUGGCCCAGAAGUCUGGAAGGAUAUUGCCAGCUUGGCAGAGGCCAAAUUUGAUCCAAAGACUGAGCAGAAGGUAGAAAUCGAUGUGAGCAGCCUGGACAAGGAUAAGCGCACGAAAAUUCAUCAACUGGUGAAGCAACUGUACACGGGCAAGCUCGUAUCCACCACAAUGGGACAGCCACAGGCUAAGGAGAAACCGCAGGAGGAGCAACAGGUGAAAGGGAAGGAGGAACCCCUAGUUCCGCCAGUGGAGGAAAAGAAAACCAUACGCAUAAUGAAACCAAAGCAUGGACGAGGCGACAAUCGAUGGAACUUUCCCGGCGAAUAUGUCACAUUUCUGGUGCACAAAACGAAUAUAGAUACCGGAGAGGUGGCCUCCACGCUAGCUUCGCGCCUCAACUUGCGACCCUCGCAGGUCAACUACUGUGGCACCAAGGACAAGCGUGCCAAGACCACGCAAAAUUUCUCUAUUAAGCACCGCUCGCCGGAGAGCAUAAUCAAGGCAGCACGAGCCAUCAGAAAUGUCUUCUUUGGCAACUUUAACUUUAGAUCAACGACCCUUAGGCUGGGUGAUCUGCAGGGCAAUCGUUUCCGCAUCGCCUUGCGUCACAUUGCCAAGGAGAGGCAGGCGGAUAUCGAGGCUUCGCUGGAGUCGCUCAAGGAGCGCGGCUUCAUCAACUACUACGGACUGCAGCGGUUUGGCAAUAGUGCCAGUGUCCCAACCUAUGAGGUGGGUGUGGCGCUGUUGAAACGCGACUACAAGCUGGCCUGCGAGCUGAUCCUAAAGCCCCGCGACACGGACAUCGAGUUCAUGCGUGCCAUACGAGCGGAAUGGUGGGAGAAACGUGACUCUGCGGCAGCGGCUGCCAAGUUCUAUGGCGACAAGUUCAUCGAGAAGAAGCUACUCGAUGGUCUGGCUAGAUUUGGGGAGACGGACUACUCCUCAGCCUUGCGGCAGAUACCGCGCAACAUGCUGAUGCUGUAUCCGCAUGCGUAUCAGAGCCUGAUCUUCAACCGCAUUGCCUCGCGCAGAAUCAAGGAGUUCGGCCUAAAGCUAAUCCCCGGCGACUUGGUGUAUGUGGAGCAGUCGGAGCCCAUGGAGGAGGAUAACCCAGUUGAGCCUGCAGAGACUGAAGCUGUGGAGGAGACUGACGAAGAUCUCGCAGACGUCGAAGAGGAUGUCGAUGCCAUUUCCCUGGAAGAGGAAUCGGUGUUCAAGCGCAAAGUGCGACCGCUGAGCGAGGAGGACAUUGCCAGCGGCAAGUAUAAGCUCUCCGAUGUGGUCCUGCCCCUGCCCGGCCAUGACAUCACAUAUCCCGCCAACGAGUGCGGUGCGUGGUACGCGGAGAUGAUGGCCGAGGUGGGCCUCUCCUCGGAGCUGCUGAAGCACAAGGAGAAGACGUACGCCUUGGCGGGUGCCUACCGCAAGAUGAUCAUUCAGCCAAAUGAUUUGAAGUGGAGUUUCAGGCGUUACAACACGCCCGAAGACACCCUGAUAGCCUCGGACUUUGAGCUGAUGAAGGGCAUUCCCAUCACGCCUGAACCCUCCGAGGAGGAGGCCAAGUACUUGGCACUCGUGCUGGAGUUUUCGUUGCCCACGGCUGCCUAUGCCACCAUGUUGCUGCGUGAGCUGUUCAAGCAGGACACCUCAACGGCCACACAAAUGCAGCUGGAGCAGGAGGCAAUGAUUAAGAAGGAGGAUGAGGAACCCACCGCAACCCCAACGGAAACUCGCAUUGUGGAGGAGACUGUGGUGGAGCCAGAGAAGGAGGUGGUAGCAGAGGUGGUGGCGGGGCUGUAAGGUACGCAAACAGAAAUCAAUAUGCUCAGGGAAAUCAAUUUUACGCGCGUUGCCCGAUGCUCCCGUUAUUUGUAUGUAAGUAACUUCAAAAGCCACCACAAGCCACAACAAUAACAAUGCGCACGUGAGAGAGGGGGUAAGUAAGUUCGUUUCCGCUCUCUCUCUCUCCUGGUGCUACGCUCUCUCUGGCGCCCAGGCACAAGGUAUAUUCAGCAUAAGUUAAGGCCCGCUCUUUGUGCUCUUUCACUCAUUCCGACAUGGGUGGUGUGCCUUACCUACCAUUACCUGUACUCACAAACAAGCAGGACCAGGACAUUCGUUCGUUUGCUGCAUUUAUUCGUAAGCUCUCAGGCAAAGCGAAAGCUUUGGACGCGGCGCAGUGUUUCCCCCCCUGUCGCACAACCGUCGCACGUCUCAGUGUGUAGUUUAAACAAAUGCUUUUAAUGCAAAAUAUUACAAUUUAAAAUUACAA
Messenger RNA from Drosophila guanche, 2699 nucleotides. RefSeq names its product pseudouridylate synthase 7 homolog (gene Pus7). The transcript has 5 exons. The record is from RefSeq and is a predicted model, not a curated record. NCBI's taxonomy places the organism in Eukaryota, Metazoa, Arthropoda, Insecta, Diptera, Drosophilidae. Gene Ontology annotation, molecular function: pseudouridine synthase activity; RNA binding. Gene Ontology annotation, cellular component: nucleus. The coding region runs from base 71 to 2227 and encodes 718 amino acids. Gene Ontology annotation, biological process: pseudouridine synthesis.